UGUGACUGGCGGCCGCUGCGAAGUUUGCAAAGUUCCAGCGGCCGCGGGUCCCCUCCAGCUUGAGCAGCCGGCAGCGCGGACCCAUGGCCGGUGGGGCAGCCGGGGAUCUUGGGGCAGCGGCCUCCGCGGCGCCCGAGAUCCGCGAGCACCUGUUCAAGGUGCUGGUGGUCGGCGAGCUCGGCGUGGGCAAGACCAGCAUCGUCAGGCGCUACGUGCAGAAGCUCUUCUCGCAGCACUACCGCGCCACCAUGGGCGUGGACUUCGCGCUCAAGGCCCUGCACUGGGACAGCCGGACGCUCGUGCGCCUGCAGCUGUGGGACAUCGCGGGUCAGGAGCGGUUUGGCAACAUGACUCGAGUAUACUACAAGGAAGCCGUUGGUGCUUUUGUGGUCUUUGAUAUAUCCAGAGGUUCCACAUUUAAGGCGGUAUCCAAAUGGAAAGAUGACCUGGAUAGUAAAGUUCAUCUUCCCAAUGGCAGCCCUAUUCCUGCUGUCCUCCUAGCUAACAAAUGUGACCAGAUCAAGGACAGCGGCUACAGUGCUUCUCAGAUGGACCAGUUCUGCAAAGACCAUGGCUUUUCUGGAUGGUAUGAAACUUCUGCCAAGGAUAAUAUAAACAUAGACGAAGCUGCCCAGCUCCUGGUGGAGAACAUUCUCACAAACUGUACGCACUUUCCUAGUGAAGACAACGAUGUGGACAAAAUUAAAUUGGAUCAGGAAACCUCAGUAGGAAAGCGCAAAGCACAGUGCUGCUGACGUGGCUUCUGCUUCUCUUGUGCCUGCCUUGGUCCCGAGUACAUGCCGGAGGAUGACCAAAAGUUGCUGUGGGCUGUGAGUCUUCACAGUCCUGUUACACUUGGCCCCUCUGAUCAUUUAAAAUUGGAACAGGUGGAGAGAACAGCCCACUCACGCUUCUGUGACUUAACAGAUGACCCCAGGCUUUUGUUGCUGUCACCAUCCUUUGGAGGAUAUUGUUUACAUUCUUUUAAACCUCUUUGUAAGUGAUUUCCUGGUGGUGGGAUUUUAGUGUAAGCUCUGGGGUGGUAAUGAACUCCUGCAGUGUUCCAAUAACGUUGAGCCUAUAGCUUUGUCUCCACUGUCUGACCUCACUGCUCAAGAGAUGUGUAGACUCUCUUAGCCGCAAACUCUUGAAGUUACUGUUUGGAAGGUCUGUCACCUAUUUGGAAUUGGUACUUCAUGUAAACUUUUUUCUCUUAAAUACCGUGAGUCCACCUGUCAUGGCAGGAGUGUCAUGUGGUCGCACUUUCUGAAACUGUUGUUACCUUUUGUACUAUCUCAAAAAGCUAUUCCUACCACUUCUGUAUUGUGGGUGGCUCCUUCUGGGCUCACUUAUUACCACUGGGAAACAAUGUACAUGAAUAAUUCCUCUCUUUCCCUAGUCCCGUCUCUACACUCUGUAGAGUGUUUGUUUCCAACCAAGGGCCAUACUGGUACUACUAUUCAGUUCUCUUUACUUAGAAUUGGAGCAUAUUUUUCAAGAGUACUUUCUGAUCCGUAAUGGUAAUAGUUAAAAAGAGAAUUUAUUUCAAAGCACUUACACUGAUAUCUAAACAUCUAAAGUAUGAAUUGUGACAGAAAUGUGAUCUUGUAUAAUUUUAUAUAAAAACCUUGGACAUUUGUACUGUAAUGGUUGAAAAACUUCCAGCAGAUUCAACAGUGCUUGUAUUGUCAGUAAACAAUACAAUAAAUGAAGGAAAAUAAUAAAUAUUUUAAGUAAAGUGUGUGGCCUGUAUUUUGAGUUAAUGCUGUUCUAAGAUGCUAUUUUUCUGCCUUAGAAAAUUUUGUUUACUUCUUCUUUUCUUUUUUUGACGGUACUGGGAAUUGAACUCUGGACCUUGCGCUUGCUAGGCAGGCAUUUAAGCCAUUGAGCUAUCUCCCAGGCCCCUCUUUUUAUUUUCAAGGACUGCGUUAUCCAAUUUAUUUCUCUCAAAAAUAUGUUAAAGCUUUUAUGUUAUACCCUAGUGCUAAUGCAGGAUGAGACAUUGACAGUUUGCCUCAUACUUGAGGUUUCCUUCCCUGUGUGUAACAUAACAUUUGAAGUCAGGGUGAAACAAGAGAACACCGUGGCUCCUUUAUUCACUUUUAAAAAGCCAGUUGUACACACAUGCACAUGCGCACACACAUGCACACGCAUAUGCAGGAUGGCUCAAACACUGCAUGGUACUUUAUGAAUGAAAGGAUCUGUAUUUCUUCUUUCUGUGAAUCUCACAUAUUAUGAAAAUGCAAGUGUUUUAACCUGCCAUGCACAGGUCAGUAACCCGAUACAGAUUGUGAAGUGAUUGCUAUCAAAGGUGGAGAUUUUCUAGAAGUGUAGUUUGGGAUCCUGCGUUUUGUACAUGAAGCACUGAAGCUGUUCAGUGAGAAUUCCUGAGACUAAGUGUACACUUGCUGAGUUAGUUAUCUGAGAAUGGAGCUCAGAAAUGCUUUCACAGAAAAUCUGAUGUUUAUUUUGAAAACAGCGUAUCAUGAGGAAAAUAUUCUUCAGCUUAAAAUCUAUGGUAUUAAAAAAUAAAAUAAAAUCUAUGAUUACUCAAAAUAUAAAUGCUUAAAAUAUACACUUUCAUUUUUACUUACAAGUCAUUGUCAUUAAAAAUCAGAAGGCCUUAUACAGUGAGAAGACUAUACAUUUGCUUUCAACCACUGAAGAAGACAAACAUUCUUGCUUACAGUUUUGAACUAACCUUCCAGGAUUGCUGCUACCAUUGGUUAGUCCUUUGGG
Molecule: messenger RNA, 2739 nt
Organism: Octodon degus (degu)
Lineage: Eukaryota; Metazoa; Chordata; Mammalia; Rodentia; Octodontidae
Gene: Rab32
Product: RAB32, member RAS oncogene family
Exons: 3
Coding region: 84-755 (223 amino acids)
Biological process (GO): vesicle-mediated transport
Cellular component (GO): trans-Golgi network; Golgi apparatus; vesicle
Molecular function (GO): GTPase activity; GTP binding
Source: RefSeq, a predicted model, not a curated record